AGGGUUCUAGAAUCUACAUUGACAUCUCAAAAGCCAGCUGUGAUGGCAUGUUUGCUAAGUGGCUGCUAUCAUGGCCCUCUGCCCAGGUUAAACUGAGACGUGGGCAUUAUUUCUCUACUUCAAAGUCAAGAUCUCCCAGCCAUCCAGCCCCGGCUAGUUGCAGUCAGUAAAACCAAGCCUGCAGACAUGGUGAUCGAGGCAUAUGGUCAUGGCCAGCGUACUUUCGGGGAGAACUAUGUUCAGGAACUGCUGGAAAAAGCAUCAAAUCCUAAAAUUCUGUCUUCAUGUCCUGAGAUCAAGUGGCACUUCAUUGGCCACCUACAGAAACAGAAUGUCAGCAAAUUGAUGGCUGUCCCCAAUCUUGCCAUGCUGGAAACAGUGGAUUCCAUGAAGUUGGCAGACAAAGUGAACAGUUCGUGGCAGAAAAAAGGUUCUCCUGAAAGGUUAAAGGUUAUGGUCCAGGUUAACACCAGUGGUGAGGAAAGUAAACACGGCCUUCUGCCUUCAGAGACAGUAGCAACGGUGGAACACAUAAAUGCCAAGUGCCCCAGCCUGGAAUUUGUGGGGCUGAUGACCAUAGGAAGCUUUGGCCAUGACCUUAGUAAAGGACCAAAUCCAGACUUCCAGUUGUUACUGUCUCUCCGGGACGAGCUGUGUAAAAAGCUGAACAUCCCUGUGGACCAAGUUGAACUGAGCAUGGGCAUGUCCAUGGACUUCCAGCAUGCAAUUGAAGUAGGAUCUACUAAUGUUCGAAUAGGAAGCACCAUUUUUGGAGAGCGAGAUUACUCAAAGAAACCUGCCCUGGACAAGUCCACAGCAGACAUAAAGGCCUCAACGGAGGUGGCAUAGGCACACUGAGCUGAGGAACAAGCAGUAGCGGCUCCCAGCUGUGGGCCCCGUCUGGGACAUCUAACUAUGCACUUACCUGGAUUUUCAUUUUGAUGUUCCCUAUGUUGCAGCACAACCAUGCUCCCCUGUGACCAGGAGAGAGAGCAGUAAUGAUUGUGUGUGUUGGUGAAAAACAUCUGUACUUAGUGUCUGACAUAGGAAGCUCACAUCAGGUAGUAACUUUGGAUUAGAUUCAAGAAAUCCAGACAUUUCUGCAGAACAGAUACCAAAAGAGAAGCCAGGAAUUGGCUUCAGUAUUGAGCACCAAGCAAGCACCCCGUGAAUGCCUUUCCCAGGUUAAAAUUUGGUCACUGAUGCCUCUAUUUACCAAAGUCAGAGGAAUUCCCGUUUGUCAUCCACCUUAUUAGAAUAUGCCCUGUGGUUACCAGCUUCAUACAGGCCCCUACAAAGUAGUCAUCUUUGCUGCUUUGCGAGGUGUUUCUAUUCCCAGUUUCUAUCCUACUGUCUAAAUAUUUGUCUUUACUCUGGAACAGCAGUACAGGUCACUUCAGAAACUGGCUCCAGUUAAUGCUCCAAAUCAAAAUUGUUAAUGAGAUGUUGUGUCAUUGGUCACCCUGUGGCAUUGACCCUGAAAAUUACAGGGGGGAAAAUAAACAGGAUUUGUACCUGUGUAAUAUCCUCCUUUGACAGGACUUUGAGCUUUUUCCUUUGGACCCUACAGUGAUAAGUGAAAAGUCAAGGAGGACUUUUCUCCUCCACAGUAAUCCUCUUUGUGGUGACUUCUUAUCAAGGAACUCCUCAGAAAUUUAAGAAUUAUUCAGAACCAGUUCAGGCUUACAGUUUUAACAAGGUCUGGCUUUGAGGUUUGUGUUCCCAAGGAGCACUCUCGGGGCAUAUUAUUAGCCUUCCCCAACCCCUCCAUAAGCCAGAAUUUUGUAGCUCUUCUUGAUUGUUGAUAAAGUAGCAAGAUCUUCAAAGUCCAGAAAGCACAAAUAGUCAUGACAGAUUACUUCAGUCUGGUGGUUUCUUUUCUGGAUGGUUUUUCCUAUUUAUUCAAGCCCCAGUCUUUAAUUAUAUGAAAUAACUUUGAGAACACUAUGCUGCUGCCGAAUGUAAUUUUGUAAAACUUAAACCAUUAUGAUUCCUGUACUGUUUGAAUCAAAGCUAUAGUUGUGAUAUUUCAGCGUCUAUUAAAUAAAAAUGUGAGUUUGAAUUAUACCAUCUGUGCCAAUUACAAAGCAAUUAAAAGAUUUCUUUUUUAUGAUCUGGUGUAGUGAGUGAGUAUAACAGGAGGGGGCAUUGGAACCAACAGGAAGCAGCUGUGCCUGUCACUUGGCAUUGUGCCAUCCAGCCUUAGAGAUAGAAUUCCCUAGGGUCACAGAUGCAGCCAACACCACAUCAUGGAUGAGUAAGGGAUUCUGUAUCUCUAAGGGCUAGAAAAUGAAAUUUGACAUU
Molecule: messenger RNA, 2304 nt
Organism: Talpa occidentalis (Iberian mole)
Lineage: Eukaryota; Metazoa; Chordata; Mammalia; Eulipotyphla; Talpidae
Gene: PLPBP
Product: pyridoxal phosphate binding protein
Exons: 8
Coding region: 187-849 (220 amino acids)
Cellular component (GO): intracellular anatomical structure
Molecular function (GO): pyridoxal phosphate binding
Source: RefSeq, a predicted model, not a curated record